This is a messenger RNA of Gongylonema pulchrum, 393 nucleotides long. Lineage: Eukaryota; Metazoa; Nematoda; Chromadorea; Rhabditida; Gongylonematidae. The record is from the annotation of a GenBank genome assembly.
AUGGCUGGGCCCGCUUACAUACCACGUGGACCACGACCAAGUGUGCUUUCAAUAAAUACAAACAACCGUGGUAUGGUGAAACAGCGCGUCAAUCUCUUUGCACAGCUCGGCACACAGGCCAGUUUCACGGAAAAUCAGGUCAUCAAAACUGCUCACCACCGGCAAGAUGGUGAGCGCGUCUCCUACUCAGGACAGAAGCCAUCGGCUCCGCCUGCAUCACAUGGCCUACAGGUAAAAACGCCAGAUAGUGCUUCGCUGCUCAACAAGCAGAGAGCUGCUGUGCGAGUCAAGAAAUUCGAAGGUAGGAAACAUAGCUGCGAUCUUUACAGUCUGCACAGUAUUCACAAAACGAUUGCUCGUAUUCAUGUGCUUACUCGGAAACUUCAUUACUGA